CUCUCUCAUUCGCUCUCUCUCUCUCUUAUCAGGCCAAAAAAUAUCUAACACCACAAAGCAAUAAAGAAUCCUUCUCUCUCUCUCUCCUUCUCUCUCUCUUUCUCUAGAGAGGCAGCAAGAAGCUACAAAGAUCAAAGCUUAAGCUUUCCUCCCCGAAAAAAAUAUUCCCCUUUUUCGAAAUCCAUAACUUCAUCCUUUAGUCAGCCAACAAAAUCAAUCAAAGGAGGCAACGAUUAUUUUAUUUUAUUUUGCCGAAGACUCCUUGCUAAACCCUAGCUUUUUACCAGAGAGAGAAUUCAAGAACCAAAAACAAAAGAAAAAAAAAUGAGCAGCCUUGAGGAAUCCCUGAGAUCUCUGUCGUUGGAUUUUCUAAACCUUUUAAUCAACGGUCAAGCUUUCUCUGACGUGACUUUCAGCGUCGAAGGUCGUCUAGUCCACGCUCACCGUUGCAUCCUCGCCGCUCGCAGCCUCUUCUUCCGCAAAUUCUUCUGUGGGACCGACCCACCACAGUCCGGCACAGGCAUAGACCCGACCCGACAUGGAUCAGUACCCCCUAGCCCAACAAGAGGCUCCCCGGCCCCAGCUGGAGUCAUACCAGUGAACUCAGUCGGUUACGAGGUGUUUCUGUUGCUGCUCCAGUUUCUUUAUAGCGGACAAGUCUCAAUCGUGCCGCAGAAACACGAGCCGAGACCGAAUUGUGGCGAGAGAGGAUGUUGGCACACGCAUUGCUCAGCCGCCGUCGAUCUUGCCCUCGAUACUCUUGCCGCCUCUCGUUACUUCGGCGUCGAGCAGCUCGCAUUGCUCACUCAGAAACAAUUGGCAAGUAUGGUGGAGAAAGCCUCAAUUGAAGAUGUGAUGAAAGUGUUAAUAGCAUCAAGAAAACAAGACAUGCACCAAUUGUGGACCACUUGCUCUCACUUAGUCGCCAAAUCAGGUCUCCCACCGGAGAUUCUAGCGAAACAUCUCACCAUAGAUGUCGUGUCCAAAAUCGAAGAGCUUCGUCUCAAAUCUUCCAUGGCUCGCCGUUCUCUGAUGCCACAUCAUCACCACCAUGAUCUCACCGUGGCUCAAGACCUCGAAGAUCAAAAGAUUCGAAGGAUGAGACGAGCUUUGGAUUCAUCAGAUGUGGAGUUGGUCAAGCUGAUGGUUAUGGGAGAAGGACUCAAUCUUGAUGAGUCACUAGCAUUGCAUUACGCUGUUGAAAGCUGUAGUAGAGAAGUUGUGAAGGCUUUGCUUGAACUUGGAGCAGCCGAUGUGAACUACCCUGCCGGACCCGCGGGGAAGACACCGUUACACAUCGCGGCAGAGAUGGUCUCUCCCGACAUGGUGGCUGUCCUGUUAGACCAUCACGCCGAUCCAAAUGUACGGACGGUCGGUGGAAUCACCCCUCUUGAUAUCCUCAGAACGUUAACUUCCGAUUUCUUGUUCAAGGGGGCAGUUCCUGGAUUGACUCACAUUGAACCUAAUAAGCUCAGGCUUUGCCUUGAGCUUGUUCAGUCAGCCGCAAUGGUGAUCUCUCGAGAAGAAGGAAACAAUAGCAACAAUAACAAUACUGAGCACAACAACGCAAUGUACCCUCAGAUGAAUGAUGAGCACAACAGUGGAAGUAGCGGAGGAAGCAAUAACAAUCUAGAUUCAAGAUUGGUGUAUCUGAAUCUUGGAGCGGGUACGGGUCAGAUGGGUCCGGGUAGGGAUCAAGGAGAUGAUCAUAACAGUCAGAGGGAAGGUAUGAGUCGGCAUCAUCAUCAUCAUGACCCAUCUACUAUGUAUCAUCAACAUCAUCAACAUCACUUCUAGUUCUCUCUAUUGGUCUCUAUAUCUUGACCAUUAAGACUUAAAAUAUAUAUAUAUAUAUAUAUUUAUUAAUUUAGUUCUUAUAUCUUCUAUAUAUGUUUUUGUAUAUGGAAAUGAGGACAUUAUAAGGAGAUCAGUACGAAGAAGAGGGCCGUAGGAAUUUAAGAUGAUGCGUUAUAUAAUUAAAAGACUUAGUAGGUUUAUUUAAUCUAGUUCUCUAGAGUUGUAUUGAUUGGUCAUUUGAUUAUUUUUGUCAUUAAUUAAUUCCUUAUCUUUUAC
Messenger RNA from Thlaspi arvense, 2073 nucleotides. The record is from the annotation of a GenBank genome assembly. NCBI's taxonomy places the organism in Eukaryota, Viridiplantae, Streptophyta, Magnoliopsida, Brassicales, Brassicaceae.